AUGAGCGACGGAACAAACGGUGCCCCGGAGCGUUUCGCUAUCGGUAUCUCUUUUGGCAACACCUCCAGUUCCAUUGCCCGCAUCAACCCUGAGGGCAAGCCGGAGGUUAUCGCCAACGAAGAAGGAGAUCGUCAAAUCCCUUCCGUCCUUUCAUACAUUGAUGGUGAGGAGUACCACGGUACUCAAGCCAAGGCCCAGUUGGUCCGCAACUCCCAGAACACUGUCGCAUACUUCAGAGAUUACCUUGGCAAGGACUUCAAGUCGAUAGACGCCACACCAUGCCAUAACUCGGCGCAUCCUCAGCCUCACGAGUCUACCGUUGCUUUCUCCAUUGUGGACUCUACCAACGAGACCCCCAGCACUGUCACCGUCUCCGAGAUUGCCACCCGCCAUCUCCGUCGUUUGAAGCAGUCCGCCUCUGACUACCUGGGCAAGGAAGUCAAUGCCGCCGUCAUCACUGUCCCCACUGACUUCUCCGAUGCUCAGCGCGAGGCUUUGACCGCCUCCGCUAAGGCUGCUGGCCUUGAGGUCCUCCAGCUCAUCCAUGAGCCUGUUGCCGCUGCCCUGGCUUACGAUGCCAGGCCCGAGGCUACUGUUACUGACAAGCUUGUUGUCGUCGCCGACCUCGGUGGUACCCGAUCCGACGCUGCUGUUCUCGCUUGCCGUGGUGGCAUGUACAGUAUCCUCGCAACUGCUCAUGACUACGAGUUGGGUGGAGCUUCGUUGGACAAGAUCAUCAUCGACCAUUUCGCCAAGGAGUUCAUUAAGAAGCACAAGACCGAUCCUCGCGAGAACGCUCGUGGUCUCGCCAAGUUGAAGCUUGAGGGUGAGGCUGCUCGCAAGACCUUGAGCUUGGGUACCAACGCCAGCUUGAGCAUUGAGAGUCUCGCAGAUGGCAUUGAUUUCGGCUCCACUGUCAACCGUACUCGCUACGAACUUCUCUCCGGCAAGACCUUCGCCCAGUUCACCGGCUUGAUCGAGCAGGUUAUCCAGAAGGCUGGUUUGGAUGUCUUGGACAUUGACGAGGUUAUCUUCGCUGGUGGUGCCUCUCACACUCCCAAGAUCGCCCAGCUGGCCCGCAACAUCUUCUCCGAGAAGACUAAGAUCCUUGCCCCUUCGACCUUCACUGGCGCUAUCAACCCCUCUGAGCUGGCCCCCAGGGGUGCCGCCAUCCAGGCCUCUCUUAUCCAGGAGUUCGAGCAGGAGGACAUUGAGCAAUCUAUCCACCCCAUGGUCACUGCCACUCCUCAUCUGAAGAACGCCAUUGGUGUCGAGUUCACCACCGGUGAGACCGUCGAGUUCCAGCCUCUCCUGAACACUGAGACCGCCCUCCCCGCUCGUCGUGUCGCUCAGUACAACGCCCCCAAGGCUGGUGGCGACGUUUUCAUUCGCGUUUGCGAGGGUGUCCGCGAGAUCAAGGUCACCAAGCCUGAGCCUAAGCCCAAGGAGGAGAAGCCCAAGACUGAAGAAGAUGAGGACGACUCCGACUUCGACUCUGACGAGGAUGAGGAGGAAGAGAUCCGUGAGAUCGUCUGGAAGACUGAGAAGCCCAUUGCCGAGCUUGCCGUCAAGGGCGUCAAGGCCGGCAGCAAGGUCGAGCUGAUGGUCCACGUCAACGCCGACCUGGGUCUGCAGAUCACCGCUCGCGAAGUCGGCGGCCAGAACGCCGUUCGCGGUGCUGUACAGGCUGCUUAA
This is a messenger RNA of Aspergillus oryzae RIB40, 1695 nucleotides long. Its product is annotated as ribosome-associated complex protein SSZ1. The transcript is spliced from 5 exons. NCBI's taxonomy places the organism in Eukaryota, Fungi, Ascomycota, Eurotiomycetes, Eurotiales, Aspergillaceae. Gene Ontology annotation, biological process: protein folding. The record is from RefSeq and is a predicted model, not a curated record. Gene Ontology annotation, molecular function: ATP-dependent protein folding chaperone; ATP binding. Bases 1 to 1695 code for a protein of 564 amino acids. Gene Ontology annotation, cellular component: cytosol; nucleus.